Molecule: messenger RNA, 744 nt
Organism: Cooperia oncophora
Lineage: Eukaryota; Metazoa; Nematoda; Chromadorea; Rhabditida; Trichostrongylidae
Source: the annotation of a GenBank genome assembly
AUGUGCUAUCUUUUGCUGGUCUGUCGAUUACUCAGCAGGAAUUUGGAAUUGCCACAAAUAUCGAUGAUAUAUUCGGAUAUCAACCAUUGGAUGGUAUAUUUGGGCUUGGCUGGCCAGCUUUGGCUGAACAAGAAGGUUAUACCGCCAAUGCAAAAUGUACUUCCACAACUUGACCAUCAGUUAUUUACCGUAUGGAUGGACAGGAAGCUGCAACCAAUCGCUGGCGGCGAUGGUGGUUUGAUCACAUUUGGUGAUUUUGACACAUGGAACUGCGCUCCAACGGUCUCCUAUGUGAACCUUUCAUCGCUUACGUUUUGGCAAUUCCCAAUCGAUGGUUUUUCCAUUGGAUGGUACAAGAGCAAAGAAACAGCACAGGUGAUCUCCGAUACGGGCACGUCCUUUAUUGGAGCCCCAUCGGCUGCCAUACAAGCGAUUACAAGGCAAGUUGGAGCCAAUUUUGACCUGCAGAAUCAGUUCUAUACUGUCUAUUGCUACACAAUGAGACUUCUACCUGAUCUUGUCUUCACUAUCAACGGCAUGGAGUACAGAGUGCCAUCAAUCGAAUACGUGCUCGAUAUUGGCCUUGGAGAUGGAAAGUGUGUGAUAACGUUCUUUGAAAUGGAAUCCGGUGGUUUCGGCCCAGCGUGGAUUCUCGGUGAUCCGUGGAUCCGCUCCUACUGCCAAAUCCACGAUAUUGGUCAACAGAGGAUUGGCUUUGCUAAGGCGAUACACGUUGGUCUCUAA